Dimorphilus gyrociliatus is the source of this 2596-nucleotide messenger RNA. The record is from the annotation of a GenBank genome assembly. NCBI's taxonomy places the organism in Eukaryota, Metazoa, Annelida, Polychaeta, Dinophilidae.
UAAAAUGUAAAUGAAUGUUUGUGUAUGUAUCUGAUUGACAUAUGUUCGAUAUCUCACGCUCUUCGUGCCAGGUACCGCAAAUCUCUACCUAUUGACGCAAACAAAAUCUGCAAAUUUAAGGCCUUAUUCAUCUAAUUCUUGGUUACGCUCUUAAUUCAAAACAUGUCUUUAACUAUCAAAUUUGCUAUAUUUUUCUCCUUUUGCUUAAUUGCAAACGCCUAUCCAGGAAAUCCGUUUCGUAAGGAAAAUGACAGCUGUAGACCAAAUAAUCAAUGCCAAGCAGUUGGACAAGUUUGUUGCUGGGAAUUGGAUCAAUCCAUUGGAUGCUGUGAAAAAAACUUUAAAUGCUGCCCUUCGCUUAGUGGAGAUCGUCACAAUUGCUGUCCGGUAAAAGAGUCCGAAUGCAACAACAAUAAUGGAGCGUCUUGCUAUCUUUUGAAAACAGUUUUAAAGAAAACUGGAAAAACUUCAGUAAAAGAGGAUUGAUUUUAAAACAAAAAGUCUAAUAGAAAAAAAGAGAGAGAGAGGCCAUGGCUUGAUUUUUAUCUAAAAUAGAAUAAAAAAGAUUGAACAAGACUCUACAGAUAUUUCUAUCCCGUCUCUCUCUCUCUCUCUCUCCCUCUCUGUCUCCCUCUUUUGAUUGCUAACAUAUGUGAGGGGUACACUCAUUUAUUUGCUGUACUCUCCUUCAUCGUAAUUUUUCUACUCUUACUCCUACUCCUACUCCUGCACAACAACUAAUUUUUACUUAAACUAUCUUUUUAUUCUCUUAAAAAAGAGAUAGAAAACAGUUAAAGGAAGAAAUAAAUGAUCAAGUUUUCUAUUCCUUUUUUGACUGAAUGAAAUACAAAAGUUUCGAUUGGUAGAAGGUCUUUAGGCCUCAUUUAAAUAUCAGUUUAUAUAUAUAUUAUAUAUAAAUAAUAAAAAUAUAGCUUUAAUUUUAUCUUUAAUCUUAUUUUUAAAAUAUUUUUUAUAUCUAAAUAAAAGAACCGAGUCUUUUGAUUUGUUCAUUUUUCUCUAUCUUUCCUCUCUCUCUCUCUCUCUCUAUCUCUCGUCUUGAGCUCUUUCAAAUUCAACUUUCUAUCAAGUUUAUAUGCUAUCUAUAUUUUAAGUAUCCGCAUUAAAAACAAGAAGCUAAAAAAACAGGUUAUGCAAUCUUUUCGUCCUAUUCCUCCUACUUGUCUUAGUCAUUCCUAAUCCAAUCUAUGUUACCAUGACAAAGAGUCGGCCUAGGAUAAAACUGAACUGAAAUAUAGAUGCCUAGAAAUUAUAGUUCAAUAGUAAAAUCUGACGAAAAGAAAGAGAAGUGUAACAAGCGGGAUAGACAAUGAUCUAUGGAGAUAAAAGAUGGCUCUUUGAUACAUUCUCUCCAAGACUAUAAAUAGGUAUGUAUCAUACGGUAUGUAUGUAUAUUUAUUUGGCUUGUUGAUAUAGUAAAAACUAAACGGGAGCGCAAAGUGGAAACUUUAACUGCGUCGCCUAGUCGUUAAGUGAUAAAAAUAGCAGAUGUCGCAUUACAUGUACCUAAUUUUUGUACGCUUUUUUUUCCAAAUAUACAUCAUUUUGACCCAGAUUUUAAAUAUGAAUAAAUUCUGAUGUAACGAUGAUAGCUAUCUUAUUAUUUCCUCAACUCUUAUUCUGGAAACUAGUUCUUCCGAUUUCCCUUUCUUUUUCUUUGCAUUUAGAGAAAUCCAGCUAAUAAAAUGUUUUCAAAAGCAAUCCUACUGUUCUUUUUACUCUUUUGCUUCUUCUUCUCUCUUCACCAAGCAAGGAUGAUUAGCAAUUUACAAGAAACCACUCCACAAUUUGGUAAUUGCAGGUAAGCGUGAACAGCUUGAAUGAAUGAACGAUUCAGACAAUUAAUUGAACGAAAUUGAUAAAUAUAAGAUAGAACCAAUUGUAAAUCCAUUUUUGGAUUAAAAUACUCUUUUCCCCUCGGCUAUUCCCUAUUAUAGACCAGACAACACUUGCUCGAUACAAGGUGAAAUUUGCUGUUGGGAAAGCAAUACAGUUAGCGGUUGUUGUGAAACCGGAUAUAAAUGUUGCCCCUCCCAAUCAGGAAGUGCGCACGAUUGUUGCCCAGAAAGUGAUGAAACUUGUCAAGGAUCGCAAUGCUAUUUGGCCAAAGUUUAUAAAAAUUACAAUUAAUAAAGGAUAAGAAAAAGGGAAGAGAAGAUAAGGAAGAAAAUGAAGAAGAAGAAGAAGAAAAACAGCAAUAAUAUUUAAAACCAAACCAAAUAAAAUAUGAUGAUAAUUUUAGAAUUGGAAUUUUAUUGAUUUUUAAGGAUUUUCUCUCUUUCCUCUCCUCUUUUUCUCUUCUCUCUUUUAUUUGUUUUACAUUUUUCACAUCAAUACGCUUUUUCAUUAAAAUAAAUACAAUUUAGUUAAAUAAAACAAUCCUUCAGUCUUCGCCUAUCCAUCUAUUUAAGUGAUUUUGAUAUCUUCUUUAUCAUCUUCAUUCUUCUUUCAUAUUAAUGGAGGAAGGGAGAGGGAAUAAAUCAAAGUAAUCUUAUUAAAUAUGAACGCUUGGAAGGGAAAAACAAAUAUUCAACAGAUGGUAAAGAAUAAAUUAAACUAGUGGGUGUGUUCAGGGCAG